Molecule: messenger RNA, 9368 nt
Organism: Rhipicephalus microplus (southern cattle tick)
Lineage: Eukaryota; Metazoa; Arthropoda; Arachnida; Ixodida; Ixodidae
Source: RefSeq, a predicted model, not a curated record
UUUGUGCUUGCAAAAGACGAACUGCCUGCUCUUGUACGAUGUUUCUAUCACCACCGCUAGAUGCAUGUUGUGCAUUGUAAUUGGCGCUAUUUGGUGAACGUGCUCGCCUACACAGUUGGCUGACGCGAUUAGGAUCCGUGUUUACAAGUAAAAUGGGAGAUAACACGUAUGUUUAGCUAUGUUUCGUGUUUUGCAUUAAAAAGCACCGGGGCGAAAGAGAGAUGAUAGCUUUGAUAAGCGUGGAUCGUUCCUUUAACCCGAUAUUUCAGCGCGAUGUGAUUUUUUUUUUCUCGUUUUGUCUCCCGUGUGCCUUACAUGAUGUAAUCGGGUAUGUUUCCACAAUGCGUGUAAGGCCUUAAGUCGCCCUGAGUUGUAUUGUUGUGAUGGUGUCGCGUGUUUUAUGAAUUGUGAUAAAUGACAUGAAACAAAGAACGAAUCGCGAAAGAGCCGUUCCUUGAUGUUCUUACUUCUCGCGGUAUUAACACGUCUUGUAUGACCAUUGCUACCCAAGAAACAUCUUGAGAUUGCCACCGUCAUACUGUCGACCACAGGCGGAUGACACCCUACCCAGCCUAGCGGGGCGAAGAUGUUUCUCUUUCCCAGGACACUGACCGUUCGAGGCAUCGCACUAGCCGCCGUCGAAGUGGUUCAAGGAGUCGCAGCCGAUCCGGAAGCCGCAGCCGGGACCGUCACGGCAGCAGCUCCAGGGGCAGUGGAAGCCAUCGGAGCCACAGGCGCCAUGGUGACCGCAGCCGGGAGCGUUCCCAUCGUCGAGACAGGGACAGCUCGCGUUCACGCAGCAAUAGGAGGAGCCGUAGUCGCAGUGGGAGCCGAAGCCGGAGGGAGUUCUCCAAGAAGUCCUCAUCGGAGAGGUUCGAAAUGGAGGACAGAGCACUUGCCUCUUCAGCGAGCAGCACUACUACUAGGGCACUGGCUGUUUCAGCAGUGUCCCAGGCAUCCGCCUUGAGCGUGAGUGCUGCCACCCCAUCUUCUACCGCAGCACCGCCACCCGGGGUAUCUGCCUGCACUAGCAGCAGCCAGAGCAGCUGCUGUGCGCUCUGGUCUUAUGUCUGCCGAGGCACUCAACGCACCUCCACCGCAGGGCCCAAACUCUCUGCCCAGCUACUACAACCCGACAGCUGUGAGUGCCCUCAAGUACACGGAACAGAUGCAAAAGCGCAAGCUCCUCUGGAAGAAGCCCCAGCAGGACGAAGUGGCUGCAGAAACGGAGGCACCCACUCCACAGCCCAACUCUACGUGUGCCAAGGUGUGGGAGAAGAUGACCUUUGCUCAGGACAACGACGGCAAGAUGACUGCCAAGUUCCGCAAGCUCAUGGGCAUCCGCGGCGACCCUCCACCGCCCACCGAUAAGCCCGACCCCGCAGUCAACCCUCUGCUGAAGCAGCAGGAAAAGUUGUUCCAGGACUUGGACCAGCAGUAUGAGGCGGCACGCGUGUCAACGCAUACGCACCGCGGUGUCGGCCUCGGCUACAGUUCACAGAUGGCGGCCUUCUUGCAGCAAACCAAUCUGAACACUAAGUGAACAGUGGGUGGUCCUGCUUUGUACAUACUGACAUUUGGGUGGAUGAUUUCCAUCAUCGUCACGUGCAGUGCGUCCAUCGGGAAAAUCGCUGCAACAUCAUGGAUUGAACUCUGUAGUCCAACCUUCUCAGUAAUUUAGGUGCUUUGGAAUGGCCCCACUUGAGCUGAUAAUAGGCGCUUGAUGUCUGUGUGCACAAGACACGCAAUUGCACUUUGCGGAACAACAGCAAAAAGUGGGAGCCACAAUGGAACAGCGGACUUGCUUGUACAUACAGAGUGUCGUCAAUGUUUACUGUACACUAAGUGUAAUUCAUUAAGGUCAGAUGAACUCAUCCAUCAUACAUGCCAUCACGUCACUAGCACGGCAUCUGUUGAGAGCGUCUUUCGAAUUGCCAGUAGUUAUUGGGACAGCUGAGCAUUGGCUGCUGCUUUUAAUAUCAUCUUCAGCUCAUGCAGAAAAAGCAAUAAAUUCUUUAAUAACGCCAGGACGGUGACGUGAUAAAGGUUUGAUGGCUGUUUGAAUCAGGCCUCAGGUCUAGGAUGUCAGUGAUUGGUGUCACCACUGAUGAAUAUAAUCCCAGUCAGUAAGGUUUUAUACAAGGCUACAUCUGUUACCUUAGUUGAGUAUGUAUGCUGAAAAAAUGUUUUGCAGUCGGCAUGCAGCGAUAACAUGUUAUUUCCCCCCUACACUUACUCUUAGCUCAGCAGCAACAUAAGAUGCAAGUGUGGCAUGCAGUAAAAUGCAUCUUUAUCAGUGCCUCCUGUCACGCUGGUCUGCUUAAACCACGGUGUAAGAGGUUUAUUAGGUGAGAGAGCGCCGAUAGAUGGCGAAAGUGAUCGCGGCCUGCUCAACCGGCUACGCUGCGCGUGCACGCUGGUGCGUACACAGCCGCGGCGCGACGAAUGAAAAAUAUAUCGUUCGAGUCAGCGGCCAUUGGGAGUUCAUCUGUGAAUCAAGCGAAUGUUUGCUUGCACUCCUUAAUAUCCGCUGCACCUACCCGUACAGCUAUGACGAACUGCGAUUGAGUAGAUGUCACAUUGGCCCCAGCGUGUGGCGUGGUUGCACAAGUUUCAUCGUAUUCUAGAGACAACUGCUGCUACUUGUUUUUUAAAUUUUAUUUAGAGAAAUUGCAACAACAUUGAAUGGACAGCACGGCAUGAACAAGACAUUAGAUAAUAAUCGAUUUUUUGAAGUUCGAUCCCCGAUCUUUUAGCAGUCAUAAGGUUGUCAAACAUGACACUCCUGUCGGCUUUUACGGUGAACCCUACCUGAAACCACAAUCAAAAAACAACACCAACAUUUUUCUAUCCUUCUAAACUAGCCAUUGUACAAUGAUUCAACACAUGUUUGCUUGUUUCUUUCACCAUUUAUUUAAAUAAUAGCAGCGUUCUCAAAACAAUAACAGCGAAACAUACAAACUGAGUACACACCUAAACUUAUAUGCGAAUGAAGGUUAUAAAAGCGGUGCUGCACUCGUGCCGACAUUGGGUGUCAAACAUGCUUUGACAUUUUUCGCAAGUCUGCACACUCAGACAAUCGAUUGUUUCAAACAAGCUCUGACAUUUUUCGCAAAUCAUGGCUGUUUGUUUCGUUCUUCUUUUUCAAUUGCCUGCCGUACUGCCGCAUGCGCAGGCACACGUAAUAAUGCAACAGCUUUGCCAGCAUUUCUUCUUUGUGAGCACUGCAUGGAAACAUAAAGUUGUGAUUCUCCAGCACAGCAUCAAUGGUUUUGUCGUAUACAUCUCGGUCACUAGCAUGUUUUGCAAAAUGCUCUUCAGUGCAUUUGAAAAGAUCGGAGAGAUGCAUGUUUGGGUGUGUCAGCCAGCCCUUUGUCUUGCAGUUCACUAGGUCGGCUUCAGGGACAUUUAUAGUGCCUUUUUUUUCCCGCAAGAGCCUCUUUGCAACUGGUGCAGCAUGUGCAGCUGCCAACCUUCCGGGAUACGAAUCUUGUGACGUAGUAGACGAUGCAGUCAACUACUGUUGCGUCUGAGUCGUCGAAGUCGAAGAGGUCGUCGCACUCCCAGCUUCCUUCUUCAAUCAGGCCGUCAAGUUUUUCUUUCAGUUGUUCUAAUUUGGCAGGGUGUUGCGAGGAUGAAUCACUGUAAAUAUUUCUUAAAUCAGCCAAGGUGACAACAGAAGCUUGCUUGUUUCCAGUAGUUGUGCAGUUGCCGAACUGCGGUGGCUUUAGCAAGGAAUACAGGCUCAGCAUGCGGUAUAGCUGAAGGAACGUGGGAAAUGUAGGGUGUUCGUUCUGCCCUCCAGCUUGCCUGACGAUACCAAAAAAACAUUCCAACGGGUCUUGAUUCAUUUUUGCUGUUAGAACAUACUUGUAACCGCACUCUUUCAAUAGGUAAACUGAAAGCUCCCGCACCGACUUAAUUGUUACACGUAAGCCUUCAGCGGUUGACUGCGUCAAAAAAACGUCUUUGGAAAUCUCUCCUUUCACGACCUCUGUCUCCCAAGAGUCUAGCCACACAGAUGCAGCUUCUAGGACAGAAAAAUCUUUACAUCCCAGUUUUAGGCCUUCUGCAGGGAAACUGCCGGUUCAGUGCAUCAAAGAGGUCAUUUAAAAAAGAAAGGGUAACUGGACUGUCAGCUCGGCAUUAGUUAGACGUGGUGCGCCUUUCUGUGCGUAGAACAUUAUUCCUUUAGCCACGGAGUUACUAAAAAUCUGUGUUGCAAGCUUAACUCUCAUUUUCAGCAUCUUAGAAGGGUUGACGUGAUUAUACGUUAUUUUUAGGCGCACUCUAAGUUCACCACAGUGCUUGCUGUCUGCAACGAACAGGGCAUCAUAGCAUGACCAUCUAAUGAGCUUGCCAUCUUUCAUCAAUACCUUCUUGUCGUAUAGUGGAUUCCUAAUGCACUUGAAAAGAUGAGGGGUGUCAGAUAGGACAUACACCUUCCUUGAAGAAUCCAGUGGGUGCUCGAAUGCAUUCACCACGUUGCCCAGUACGCCGCUGAUCCCAAGCUGCUUCCACAUGGAGCGGUUCGUGGAUGCUCCAUCGCACACAACGCCGUCAACGAACACUCCGGCCUGCUCAAGUUUCACAAUGCACUGAAUCAAGAGCUGCGCCAAAAGAGUCCCCUUAGUCGGUCCUUUGGACGCAAACACUGCUAUGGGCUGUGAAUAGUUCUCACCGAACCGGGCAAAAGCGAAAACCAGGCCGUGAUUCUGCGAGCUCACUACUCUGAUCCUUUGUUUCUCCUAUGGUAACGAGGCCAGUGUAUGUCAUCGUUUUUGAAUUGACGGAUAUUUCCUUCCUUACUUGAAUUUCGUCAAAUAUCAGCAUCCCUCUGCGCUGAAACUGUGGCUUAGAGAAAUUUUCAUCUUGAAAGCUUUGAAAAAGUUUUCAUCGAAGCUACAUUUGAGGCCGACCAUGCUUAUGUACUUUCUUAUCGUAGUGAUGCAUGGCAACGGCAGCACGUCAUUAGUGCGCAGAAAAGCAUAUGUAGCUGGGCUGCGGAUGUUCAGAAGAAGACACAACAGGAGCCAGUCAUUCCGUAUACCUGCCUGUAUGUUUUUGAGGUGCACUUUGCGGCCGAUAUGCACUCUUCUAACAGAAGAAGCUGCGCUGGUGGCAAGUUGAGGCCCUUCAAUUUUUUAGUGACGUCUUCUUCCUGCAGCUGUGCAAGUUCCUUCCUAGAAGCUUGCAACUGCCCUAACAGGAGCUUGUUCCUUCUUGCGAGUCGUGCUUGUGAUCUUUGGAGUGCAUAGUUUGCUCGCCUCAAAGCGUGGAGCUUCUGUUUUUGAGCAGGGGCUACUUCUAACCUGAUGCGCUUUAAUGGUCGAUCCUGUUUGGCUCUUGCAGCUCGACGACCGGCAUGUAUUCGCAAUGUAUCAGCAAGGCCGCUGCAGAACUGACAGAUGGUUCCACUGGGUGGAACUAAAGGGCACCUGUUGUGUCUCCAGUUCCCCUGGCAGUCCACAAAAGCACACUCAGGAGCGACACCAGGGAAAUCCUUUAUAAUUCGGUCCUUCGCAGCACAUGCUAGUGCUGUUCAUGACGCUGAGCAUAGUAUCCAGUUCCGAUACAGUUGAGACUGACGGAUUUAAGCCCAAAGCAGCAGUACCUACUUGCUUGCCGAAGACGUAGGCCUGCACAGUCAUGUCACUCUUCACAUGCAACGCCUUCCGACUGAAAACCAGCGAAGAGCCGUCGCUUGUCUUGUGCGUCACCGCAGCGUCUAUAAAGACGAUGUCCCUCACGCCUUCCGCGUCAGUGCGAUGCACAGCCCACGAAGAUUGUGGUAGGCUAAUGCGAGGUGUCGAGUUAAAAAGCUCUCUAAAAGAUAAGUCACGCGAGGCAUUCGCGUAGGGCUCGCGUGCUGCUCUCACAGGGCAUUUCAGCGCUUACUCCUGAAGCGCUAGGGAUCCCACCAGGCGACGUCGGCAUGGGCUCAGUGCUGCUUCCACUGUGAGAAGUGCUUGUUGAAGGGGCUACACUGAUGGGCUUGUCGCUUCACUUGCUUGCGAGGGCUUUUGAUCUUCUUGGAGAGAUAUCUUGGUGCCCCUUCGAAAAUCGACGGUACAGCGUCUUUCGCUAGGCCGGCUCUUCUUUUUCCAGACAUCAGCACAUGGCCGUCUAUUUCCGCGGACCAAGUCUUCAUGAUGAAAUGCGGGGCGAAAUGCUUCUCGCAGACUCUGUCCGUCCUUUGAAGCACGCGGUCCUUUCGAGGUAUUGCACGUCUCGAUGCUUCGAGCCUCUAUGGUUCGUUCGGCGGCGUGAAAAGCGAAUACUUUUCCUUGCACGACUUAUACCCCGUUUUGCGAAACGGAACAAAGCACUUUCCCAUCGUGCAUGCUCUUGAAUGAGUUCUUAGUUCUUUGAGCACAGUUCAGUUCUUCAACAACCGGCACAAAAACGUCGCAGAAACAGUACAAAUGCCGCGCACACAGGGACGGAGAGUACUGACAAAACGAGAUGAGCCGGGCGCGAGUUGCUAGCGCCCUCUCUUGGGGCGCCGCGGAAGGAGAACGUCUCCUCUUGCCCGCGAGCUGCUAGCCCGCGCCGUUCGCUCACCUGAAAAUACCUCUUACACCGUGGCGUAAACAUAUAAAGUGAGUAACACUUGGCGCUGAUUUGUAUAUUUGGGAUCAUUUUCUUUACUGCUUUUCAUUUGUUCAUUCUUGUCUGUAUAGUCACGAUUGCCAUUUUUCACUAAUGUCUGAAAGAUUUGACCAAAGAAGUUAACCAUUCAUUUUUUAGCAACUGCCUUUAAUUAAAAGUAGAAAUUAAGACCCUGCUAACAGGAAGUGCCCCUUUCCCAAGUAAAUUAUCAGGAGUGCCUAAACUAUUUUUAUUGUAUACUCAUACGAAGUUGCAUCUUAUGCGCUCGAAAAUGAGUUUGUUAUAUCUGAACAGUUUGUUGUAACGGUAUAUAUUUAACACUAUAUCUAUUGCAAAAAUAUUUUGAGUUUACUUCGUUAUAACCGAUAUUUCGUUAUGCUGUAAAAGCUCGUUAAUUUGAAUGACAAGGGGAAGCAGCCUCAGUUCGAAUUGACGAAAGUGAAGAAAAAGAAUAGUACACUGCGAGUAGGGCAUAACAAUUUAUUUUUUGAAAAAAAUCUGUGAUACCAAGUUGAGUAUCCAUACCAUUAUCGAAACGGCCAGGAGAGCUGAAAGUCGUAGGCGGCUAGAUAGAUAGAUAGAUACGCUCAGUCGCCGAAGUUCACCAAGAAAUGCUUUGCAUUUAGUAAUUCGUUCCAACAUAUGAUUUUGAUAAAAUGAUUUUAAAUUUCUAAUUAUACCCUAGUCCAUGGGCUGCAGUACCGCUGUCGUGUUUGCUGGAAGGAAGGCCAGCUCAAUAGCCUUUGUCUCAACGUUGACUGUGUGAGCCGAACAGUUGUCCACAAGAAGCAAGACUUUGUGGCCACAGCGUUCGAACUUUUUGUCAAGCUUCCCCAGCCACUGCGCGAACAAUUCCCCCGUCAUCCAGGCCUUUUUGUUGGCCGCGUAGUCUGAUUCUUGAAGCAACGAAGAUUUCUCGAUUUGCCUAUCACAAACAAAGGCAACUUCUCGGUCCCGGUCAUGUUCGCAGCAACCAUCACAGUUAUCCGUUCUUUACUUUUCUUCCCUCCCGUGCACUUGUUGCCUUUAUACGUGAUAGUUUUGGCGGGCAGCAAUAUGAAAAAUAAGGCAGUUUCAUCCGCAUUAAAUAUGUCCUGCGGAGAAUACUUCUCCACGUACCCUUGAAGCACUUUGGAGCGCCAAACUUCACACGUUUGUAUGUUGACGGCAGUUCAUUUCACCGGACACAGCACAGAAAACGAGGUCGUAGUGCUCGCCAAAACUGUGCAACCACCCAUCUGAAGCAGCGAAGUCGUCGUAGUCUAGGUGCAGGGCGAAGUUUGCUGCCUUUGCCAGUAUGACUGGGCCACUCAUUUGUAUGCCCUGCAAAUGCCCUUUCUUUAUCCAAAUAAGAAGCGCUUUCUCGAGGUCAAGAUACUUUGCGGGCCGCAACCUCCUCCUUUUGCUCGCAACUUCUGCCUCUAAGGAGUCUUCAAUAGUCCUCCUAUUUUUUAUUUAAGUAGAUAGAGUCAUUUUCGGUAUCCCAUGCUUUUUCGCGAUAUCUUGCUUAGUUAGGCAAGAGUCCGGCGUCCAGUUCCCGCGGGAUUUCAGCUUUCUCCUGAAGUGUUUUGCCGCGGGCAUACGCCAUCAAGUCGGAGCAGCAGAAUCGCGACAGACGGGAAGCUACUACUGGCGCUAUCGCAAUAAAUGUUAGCCGAGGCCUAACACCAACACAAAGAAUCGCGAUAGUCUGAAGCUACUCCCAGCACCAACAACUGAGGUGUACGACGCACGCCCGAGAGGGAGACUGCAGAGAAGACUGGGCAAAGCUACGACGCACCCGUUUUGCUGUGUGCUGGUCAUGCCAUCUGUCGUCUAACAGUGACAACUACGCAGGAUUUUCAAAGGCUCCGAGAUUGGCGCUUAAAAAAAAAGACAAAUCUUGGAGGUUACGUAGGACGGCAAGCAGGCAGCUGCCGAGAGAGAGAGAGAUUGUGGGGGGAGGGGGGUGAAGAGUAAGUGGCGCUACUUCCUGCACUCUGGCCUCCGUGCCAGUUUGCCCGUUUUUAACCUAACCUAACCUAACCAUCUCUCCGCUCCGUCAACGCCGCCUCGUAGCUCGGCAGCCGCCCUAUUGAGUGACUAGCCAAGCCGCCGGCGCAGUGGCGCAUAGUUCGAAUUAUCCACGGCGGAAAAAUUAACGGGUUUUUUUAUUCAUAGGCUUGUAUGGAGCUUAGCCGGGCCAUAACUUGCAGUUCGAAUUAUAAAUAACUUCAAAUAAUUGAAGUUUGAAUUAACGAGCUUUCACUGUAUCAGGUUUUGUUAUAUCUAGGUAUGAGCGUACUUAAUUUUACUGAGGCUUUAGUGUUAAAAUUACUGCAGCUGAACUUGAGUAAUGAUGGUCUUGUUCAGAAACACCUUAAGAUUGUUGUACUGAUGUUUCUAAUCUGUGUGACACGAAAUGCCUUCACUAAGAAAAAGGAAUUGCUUUGCUUCGAAAUGCUCUUGUUUCAUCAAGCUUUAACUGUAGAAUUUCUUGUGUGCUUAGGUGCAAUUUUAAAGCAAAGCCAAUAUGUUUAAAGUUGAAGGGACCCUGAAACUGUUGUGACAAAUUUGUGUGAACACACUGCGCGAGUAAAGCUUGCAUUAAGGGGAGAUGCUACUCGAAGACACUUUUUUUUUUAAAUAUUCGCCCUAGAGCAAUGAAACUAGAGCUGUUUAUGAAACUUUUUAUGCUGAUUUCAAAUAUAUAAUUAGUUUUCUUGCAAGUUGCUUACUUUUAGCUCUGCGAAUUGACAAAGUAAAAACCUUAACCC